CCUUCUCCCUUCAGAACUUGUCCAUCCUUCCUUUUUUUUUUUCCUAUUAUUAUAUUUUCUUCUUUUUCAUUCCAGCUUCCAUAUAUCGGGGGUUCCUCUUUUUUAAUAUAUAUAUUUUUCUAUUUGAUUUUACACGUUCAUUAAUUCAUAUAUAUUUAUAUAUAUAUAUAGAGAGAGAGAGAGAGAGCGAAGAGAGAGAGAGAGAGAGAGUAAGAGAUUAUUGUUUUCGGAGGGACAAAGGAACAAAGGGAAAAUGUCAAAGAAGAAAGCUUUCAGUGGCAACACUAUGACAUUAAAAGAUUUUCAUGGCGGUUUAAUCCCAACCGAUCUCCCUCUCCCUUCUGCCCCUGGCGUGAUUAUUAGGCCUACCGAUCGUUCAGGUUAUGAUAGAGCAACGUCGUGGGGAAACCCGAAAGGCCGGCCUGAUCACCGUGCCCGGCCCAAUUCGUCUCCCGCAACUAGGCAUUUUGAUGAUAAAACUCCAUUUCUUACCAAUUCAGUGCAUAUUGGUCGUAAUUUUGAUGAGGAUGAAAGAAAGCCGUUAGACGGGGUUUCCGUCCCGCGUAGAACUAUUAGUGAUGAGAGUUUUCGGGUUCCAGCUAGUCGUGUGGAGCUGAAACCAGAGUCUGCUUAUGCAGGGAGGGUUUCGGGUCGACAUGGGUCAGCUCCGGUAUCUCCAUUGUCGGGUGGAGCUGGGAAUUCAUACUCUAGUAGAGUGUCUGAGGCUGCUUGUAUUGGUGUGAUUUCUCAUAGUUCAGGGGGGAAUCAUGGGCAGGCUACUUCUGGGUCGUACCCUAAUGCGUGGGCAGCUCGGAAGGAGGUUUCGGUGAGUGUUGCUGAGCCUGUACAAUCUGUAUGGUCUGAACAAAUUGCUGUCUCGAAGUUGGCUCAUGCUAGCGCACUUGAAAAGGUUUCAUCAGGUAGAUGGCAGUCAAAGCAGUCCCUUCAAUAUCAGAAAGAUAUUGAUAUUAGUAAACAUUCAGAAACAGAAAAUGGUUUGCACUCCCAGGGUUAUGAUGAAAAGACGUACAGCAGAAUGAAUGUUGUGGGUGUGAGGGAAUAUUCUGAUGUGAUAUUGGCAAGGCAUGUGGAAAAGGGUUUGAAUAUUGAAGAUGGAAUUCAGGGUGGUCGAAAGGAGUUUUACAACUAUGAGAGGAACCGUGGUCCUAAUUGUUUGGAAGCUAAAGAAAGGAAAUCAGUAAUAUAUGGUGAAGGAAUUCAUUCAACUCGUUCAGAUGGCAAAUUUGGUGGUUCUGAAUUGCAGUUGCCUCCAUCCGUGCUGUCAGAAGCAUCUGAGCGGCCCAAGUUUAAUUUACUUCCUCGGACUAAGCCAUUGGGUAGUCUAGAAUCACCCGAUAUUGAUUCUAAGCAGGGACACCAGCGGCUAAGUGAAUCUGAUCUUAGUCAUACUGAAAUUGGUAAUGAUUUACAUGAGCAUGUGAAUACUUCAAAACCUGGUUCAGCUGGCAGCGAGAGUGCGAACCAGACAGUGGAGCGUCCAAAACUGAAUCUAAAGCCACGUUCGCAGCCCAUUGAACAAUUGGAAGGAAACAUUGAGAAGGGGUCGCCAUGCAAAACUGAUCUAUCAUUACUUAACUUGAAUAAUAGAAAUGCGUUGUUUGGUGGUGCUCGCCCACGAGAACUGGUUCUGAAGGAGAGAGGGAUUGAUGAUAGCAACCAUGAGCCAGGCCAUCAUCCUGAUAGGGUCAAACAUAAUCUUUUAAGGAGUGAAAAAGUUGCUGAGCUAGCAGCUCCUCGCCAUGGUGAAAGAGUUGAGAAUCCUCCUGUUGAUCAGAGAGCUGGAAGAAAAUCUGAGAGGAAUAAUCGUGUUGACAGCGAAGGAGUUGAUAUGCAAAGGAGGAAUUGGCGUAAUGAAAAUUGGCGGAAUGGCAGGGAAACUGAAAGGCAGCAGCAGCAGCAGAGACAGCCUUCACCUGAGACCUGGCGUAAGCCUGCUGGGUUGCGGUAUGGAAAAGCAGCAUCAGCAGUGGAGCUUGCCCAAGCUUUUUCGAAAUCAUUCUCGGAUCAGAAAACAGAUGAUCGAGUUGCUGGGCAAAAGGGACUUACUGGUCGGACCCAAAUACCAUUUUCCCGGCUGAUGGGUCCAACUCCAAGGCCUCAGACAAAUGGCUACUAAAUUCUGAGAGGUUUGUUGCCUUCUUCACAGUGACCGGAUCGUGUUACUGGUAAUGGGCUUUUGGCAGUCAGUUGUUAUAAUUGUGCAGUAUGACUAAUGAGUCAAGAGUACCGUCGCAACUUAUGAGCUCAUGAGUCCAUGCAUCUGAACUUUUUUAUUUUCAUUUAAAAGAAUUUUUUCAGAACAAUUGGCAUACCGAAUCAAUUGCCAUGUUAUUCUUAGACACUUCGUUGCCAAACCAAGCUGAAAUAGCUUACUGUUUGCGUAAGCACUUCCGAAGAAUAUCGAUUAAUUGACUCGUGGAGAAGCAUUCUUUUAAAAGUUUCUAGUAUUCUAGUGGAAAAGUCGAGUUUAAUAUUAGGCCUCUAGCCUGCGUGUUCAUCUUUUGAUUUGGGCCCAUGCUUUGAGGCCUAAGUGCUACUCUUGGACCCACGUUUUGGGCUAAUUUGAGUUAAUUAUUUCUCUUGAGGGACACUGCAUCUUAUUUGGGCCUAUUCAGCUUACUCUUUACUCUUUUGAGCCCACGUUUUGGACUUUAGCCUUGGACUCUUUGUGAUCGGGCAAAAUUGAGCAUACUUAAAUCAAUUUUGGGCCAACUGGAGCCUACUGUUGUGACUUUCGGCCCAGCUUAAGUUUGGGCUUUUUUGUUUCCUUGUCCAUUUUUCUCCUUUUAACGGUUUCUCUUUUCCCUGUUUGUGUUUGUUUGAUCCAAUUAGGUUUGGAGAAAAGUUAAGAUGAGCUAAGCCUUAUAUCCAUUGAAAUAGGUGAGUCAUAUAUAUUAUCCAAUGUUCAUUUGGACUCUUAGCUGUUGGGCCCAUUUAGCCUAGUUGUUUCUCUUCUUGAGCUCCUGUUAUAUCAUUUUUGCUUUUCUUUUUAUUUAAAAAAAAAGGAAAGUAAUUUCUUUGAUUUUAUGCCUCAACAAACAAAAAUCUGAGACUUGGUCAGCUUCUCGAAUCUCUAUAUCCUUAUAAGUGGAAUCCAGAGUCAGCCUCCACUAAAAACCUCUUUACUCUCUCGGGCUCAAUGGAAACUGUCGCCACGAGUAACGGAAAAGGCUGAAGUCCAUCCUUUGUUUGGUCAAUAUGAAUUAUCGGAUGUAAAAGAGAAACAAAAAGUAUAUAUAUGGGCCUCGAAAAGCGUGCAUCA
This is a messenger RNA of Durio zibethinus, 3283 nucleotides long. RefSeq lists its product as uncharacterized. Gene Ontology annotation, molecular function: mRNA binding; translation initiation factor activity. NCBI's taxonomy places the organism in Eukaryota, Viridiplantae, Streptophyta, Magnoliopsida, Malvales, Malvaceae. The record is from RefSeq and is a predicted model, not a curated record.